GAUAAAAUUGAAGAUGAAUUAGAAAUGACUACAGUGUGCCAUAGACCCGAAGGCCUGGAGCAGCUCGAAGCACAGACCAAUUUUACUAAGAGAGAACUGCAGGUGCUUUACAGAGGAUUCAAAAACGAAUGUCCUAGUGGGGUGGUUAAUGAAGAGACGUUCAAACAGAUCUACGCACAGUUCUUCCCGCACGGAGAUGCCAGCAUGUACGCACAUUAUCUCUUCAACGCCUUUGACACUGCACAAAAUGGCUCUGUGAAGUUUGAGGAUUUUGUGAUGGCCUUGUCAAUUCUGUUGCGAGGAACGGUCCACGAAAAGCUGCGAUGGACAUUUAACCUCUACGACCUAAACAAGGAUGGCUAUAUAAACAAGGAGGAAAUGAUGGAUAUAGUAAAAGCAAUUUAUGAUAUGAUGGGAAAAUACACAUAUCCAGUGCUCAAGGAAGAUGCUCCGAGGCAGCACGUAGAAGUAUUCUUCCAGAAAAUGGAUAAAAACAAAGAUGGUGUUGUAACUUUAGAUGAGUUUAUUGAAUCGUGUCAGGAGGACGACAACAUCAUGCGAUCCUUACAGCUCUUCGAGAACGUCAUGUAAGCAGGCACCGCGGGAGAGCGCUGCGGGAGUCAGAGACGUUGUGGGUAACGAAGACCUCCUUUCCUGGUGAAAGCUUUUUACAGUUCAGCCAUGUCCAGCGUGUGAGGAUUUUGUAUGACAUCUCCAGUCAAACGGCGACCGAACGCAACCACCCCUUCUCUCCCUCUCAGAGACGCUGGGGGAACUUUAUUUCAUUUUGGAAGCAUGUGAAUAUUUUAAUGAAACCUGAUGAGAAAGAGCUGCUGCUCGGAGUUUAAUGAGUAAUAUACAGUUCUGUUUGCUAGGCACAAGUCCUGCUUUUAAUCUAGCAAGCUUGAUUAGAUACGAUAGCACAUGUCGAUAGCUUACCUGGUCAUCUGCUAUGAGUGAAAAGCUCCAUCCAC
Tinamus guttatus (white-throated tinamou) is the source of this 974-nucleotide messenger RNA. The record is from RefSeq and is a predicted model, not a curated record. Lineage: Eukaryota; Metazoa; Chordata; Aves; Tinamiformes; Tinamidae.